Molecule: messenger RNA, 2212 nt
Organism: Cydia fagiglandana
Lineage: Eukaryota; Metazoa; Arthropoda; Insecta; Lepidoptera; Tortricidae
Product: saccharopine dehydrogenase-like oxidoreductase
Exons: 9
Coding region: 220-1488 (422 amino acids)
Biological process (GO): glycolipid biosynthetic process
Cellular component (GO): lipid droplet; mitochondrion; plasma membrane
Source: RefSeq, a predicted model, not a curated record
UCCAAUCAGCCAUCGGCCGGCCGGCGCGGCGCAGUUUGAUAAUUAGUGUCAUACUUCAUAGUCAUUUUAUCAAUUUUAUUAUUUCUCGUUUCGAAGCGCUGCUUAAUUCCUCGUUUUGAGUGCCGUCCCAGUGGGAGAUAAUUUAUUUAUUACCAUUAGCCUUCUCUACCUGGCCAAGAGUUAAAACUUGUGCUUAUUUUGAUUCCAUUAUUGUUUAAGAUGUCACGUCUAGAUAUAGUGGUGUUCGGGGCCACAGGCUUUACCGGCAAAAAGGCAGUUGAAGAGUUAGUCCGAGUUGCGAAGAAGUACCCAGGACUGACAUGGGGAGUGGCUGGCCGCUCACAGUCCAAGUUGGAGACCCUCAUGGCUGAUAUUGGAAAAUUGACUGGUGAAAACCUCUCCAGCAUCAAGAUCAUAGUAGCCGACGUGUCCGACGAAGAGUCCAUCAAGCGAAUGUGCGAGCAGGCGCGAGUGAUCGCCAACUGUUGCGGCCCGUACAAGUUGUAUGGCGAGCCAGUGGUCAAAGCAGCGGUCGCUACUAAGACGCAUGUGGUCGACGUUAGUGGGGAACCGUUGUUCAUCGAAUCAAUGCAGCUGAAAUACGACCAGGCUGCGCGGGAGGGAGGCGUGUACAUCGUGAGCGCUUGCGGCUUCGACAGCAUCCCCAACGACAUGGGACUCGUCUAUAUGCAGCAGAAGUUCGACGGGACUCUGAACUCCGUGGAGUCUUAUCUAAGCACGAAAGUGGCGCCGGAAUACAGCAGUGAAGUUACCAAGAACGGCGUCAUACAUUACGGCACUUGGGAAUCCCUUGUGAACGGAAUUUGCAGCCGCAAUAAGCUACCCGCACUACGGAAACAGCUGUACCCGGACCGUUUGCCGAGCUUCAAGCCGAAGUUGCAUCCCCGUGGCAUCGUCCACAAGCACGACGGCGCAUACUGCCUCCCGUUCCCCGGCUCGGACGCGUCCAUCGUGUACCGCACGCAGCGCCACAUGUACGAGGUGGACCACAAGCGCCCGGUCCAAUUCAAGCCCUACAUCAAACUGCCCUCGCUCUGCGCGACCAUACUCACCUCCAUCGUGGCCACAUUCCUGCUCCUCAUGUCCAAGUUCUCGCUGACCAGGAUGCUGCUGCUGAAGUACCCGAGGCUGUUCUCGGCGGGCAUGGUGACGCGCGAAGGUCCGACGGAGAACGUGAUGAAUAAUACGACGUUCAUGUUCGAGUUGUAUGGCGAGGGGUGGGAGAAGGGAGCCGAUGUGGAAGCGACCAAGCCGACUAAGAAAGCUGUAGUCAGGGUAAAAGGCGUGAACCCUGGCUACGGAGCAACAGUCACCGCACUGAUCUAUUCCGCUAUCACCUGCCUUAAAGAACAUGACAAGAUGCCUGGCAGCGGCGGAGUAUUGACUACGGGAAUUGCAUUCGCCAAAACCGAUCUCAUCAAGAACCUCAACGAAAAUAACCUCACGUUUGAGUAUGUUCAAAAUUAAUGUUACCGUUAAUUUUUAAGUUACCUUUUAAAUAUCAUUUUAUCACAGUAGUGGUCAAUGAUCAUAUUGGCCAGUGUAAUGGAACAUUGCGUUUAAUAAUUAUAGUUACCUAUAUAUGCCUUUAUUUUUGUUUGUAGUAUUUGCAGAUUUUAUAUUGAUGUUAGCUUCAUGUAUUACGAAUUACGAUAGAAAGUCAAUCAUUGCCACUUCAUCUAGUAUAACUAACUUUAUUAUACGAUAAGUUUAUUACUAUUUUACUCGAUAGUAUGUACAAACAUUUACCAACUUAAUAGUUUAUAGAGCUUAUUCGGAUUAAUGUUAUCGAUAGUACAGCCUCAAAAAGAGUUGAAUUUAAAAAGUGGCAACACUGUAGCGUCGUCCCGUUCUCUUAUAUAUGUAAAUUGAUUUGAAAGGGACGACACUACAGUGUUGCCACUUUUUAAUUUCUACUCUUAUUUGCCACGCUGUACAACCAAGCAUUUACCAAAUAGUAAGUACAAACAUGCACUUACCAACUUAAUCGUUUAUAGAGCUUAUUCAGAUUGUUAUCGAUAGUACAACCAAGCAUUUACCAAAACAAAGUUAUCGUUUUUAAUAGAUAUAAAAGAUAAUUAUUUUACGCUUAAGUAACCAUUGUUUGUGUCAUAAUUGUAACUAAUCAAAUGUGAUAUCUACGUGCAUAUGCAUAAGGUAAAGGGCAUUUAAUAAACAUUAAAAUAAUUAA